Molecule: messenger RNA, 1091 nt
Organism: Sander lucioperca (pikeperch)
Lineage: Eukaryota; Metazoa; Chordata; Actinopteri; Perciformes; Percidae
Gene: fgf4
Product: fibroblast growth factor 4
Exons: 3
Coding region: 50-727 (225 amino acids)
Biological process (GO): positive regulation of protein phosphorylation; cell differentiation; animal organ morphogenesis
Cellular component (GO): cytoplasm
Molecular function (GO): growth factor activity; fibroblast growth factor receptor binding
Source: RefSeq, a predicted model, not a curated record
UCAAUGUCGCUCCGGCGCUGAAGCCUGCAGUGCGCCUGUCGGUCUGGGAAUGAGCGCAACUUCCACACGCUCCUCUCUGCCAAGCCGCUGCUUCUUCUUUUUAUUCUCGCUUCAUUGGAAAGGCAAACGCCGGGAGGCUACUCACAGAGCCAGACGUGGGAUGGGCUCUAUGGCGGCCUUGCGGACAGUCCUGGUCCUGGGCCUGGUGACCGGACUGGCGGGAUGCGCCCCCGGCUUGAACGGCACGGCGGACUGCUGGGAGGCUCUCUACUCCCGGUCCCUGGCGCGGCUCCCGGGGGAGAAGCGGGAGGAGAUCAGCCGGGACGGCGACUAUCUCCUGGGCAUUAAAAGGUUGCGGCGCCUCUAUUGCAACGUGGGGAUCGGCUUUCAUAUUCAGGUGUUACCGGACGGCAGAAUAACGGGAGUACACAACGAAAAUCGCCACAGUCUUCUACAGAUCUCGCCGGUGGAGAGAGGAGUGGUCACUCUGCUGGGCGUUCGCAGCAGACUCUUUGUGGCCAUGAACCAGCGAGGAAAGCUCUAUGGAUCUUUACACUACAACAACGAGUGUAAGUUCAGAGAAAAGCUCCUCGCCAACAACUACAACGCCUACGAGUCGGUGGCCUAUCCGAGGAUGUUCAUCGGCCUGAGUAAGAACGGCAAAACAAAAAGAGGAAACCGAGUGUCCCCCGCCAUGACAGUGACGCAUUUCUUGCCAAGAAUAUAGUGGCCUCAUAAAUAGACUUCACCUCAAUAUAGAGACAGAGGAGGGGGGGGGGGGGAUCCAAACCAUGAUGCACUUUCACUCCAAACUUUAUGCAAGUGUAUCAUAUUUGAUCUUUUGCUUUGUAUAUAUUCAUUUUUUUAUAUUUAUGUUUAACAACAGUUUUGUAUUUUUUUAGGAGGGGUUGUCUUUUCCCUGUGUGUGUGUAGGUAGGUGUGUGUGUGUGUGGGGAAUUCACGCUAAACACGUUAUUUAUGAUUUCAUUUUUUAAUUUAUCAAAUAUUUGCUGCUACUGAAUGAAAUCCUGUCUUCGGAUGUUUGUUUCCUUUGCACUGAUGGUAAAGUACACAACAGUGCACUUGAGAUG